AGGGCAGAAUAAAUUCAAAGCUUUCUUCUUUCUGCAAUCGAUUUGACAAAGACCACUACUUUGCCAAGAAUCCGAGCAAACCCAGAAAACCCAGUUGGAGAAAAUGCACGAUUUCUGCUUCACGAUCCCGUACGGGCUGUUGCUGUUGGGUGGAGGAGUUUUUGGGUAUUUGAGGAAGGGGAGCACUGCUUCUCUGUAUGGAGGUGCAGGCAUUGGAUUGCUCCUCACUCUUGCUGGCUAUUUCAGCCUCCAAGCCUUUCAGAAGAAGAAGAACUCGUACCCUGCUCUGAUUCUUGAAACAGUUUGCGCCACCGCACUAACAUGGGUUAUGGGACAAAGAUACUUGCAAACUUCUAAGAUCAUGCCUGCUGGUGUUGUCGCUGGCAUCAGCGCUCUCAUGAUGGGAUUCUAUCUCUACAAAAUUGCAACUGGUGGCAACCAUAUUGCUGCGAAGACCAAGUAAUGGUUGGUAUUUGAGGGUUUACUUUCAAUACUUAAAGUAUAGACUGACGUAUUAAAAAUGGAUCUGUCAAGAUUUGCAUAUUUGAUACUCACUGAACUUUUAGUUAAUCUAAUAUCACUACAUACUGUGCUAGCUGGUUAUGUGUAUGAAAGAUGGUAUUUGUCUUUGAAAUUGAAUGGAUCCUCGUCUCAGACCUUACUUUCAUUUAUUACUGUAUUUUCUCAUCAAAUUAACUAGAGCUCUAGACAGACUACGGUG
This is a messenger RNA of Fragaria vesca subsp. vesca, 721 nucleotides long. Its product is annotated as UPF0136 membrane protein At2g26240-like. The transcript has 3 exons. The record is from RefSeq and is a predicted model, not a curated record. Bases 104 to 463 code for a protein of 119 amino acids. Lineage: Eukaryota; Viridiplantae; Streptophyta; Magnoliopsida; Rosales; Rosaceae. Gene Ontology annotation, cellular component: membrane.